AUGGACCCUAAUUUCUCCGGAAAACCCCCGCCGACGAGCCCGUACGUACCGGGCCGAGCGGAUUUGGACCAGAUGCCCGACACGCCUACCCGCCGAGCCCACCACCGGCGGGCCCAGUCCGAGACCUUCUUCCGCUUCGAUGACUUCGACGACAUGCUCCUCGACGGAGUUCUAGCUGACUUGAGCAUCGACUUCACCGAAAACAACCCUUCCCUCCUCCCCGGCGGACCGCUGCCGCCGCCGCCACCGGUUGCCCAGCCCAGAAAUAACGGCGAGGUCAAGCCCAUGGCCCAUUUGAGGAGCCUUUCGGUGGAUGCGGACUUCUUCGAUGGGCUUGGAUUGGACGGCGGCCCGCCGGCGGCGGCAGCUUCUUCCGGGCAGAGGCACAAGCGUAGCAGCUCGAUGGAUGAGAACUCCAGCGGUACUUCGUACGAGGCGGAGUCUGGUGCGAAGAAGGCUAUGGCGGCCGAUAGACUUGCGGAGCUUGCUCUGAUUGACCCCAAGAGAGCAAAAAGGAUACUUGCAAACAGACAAUCGGCUGCACGUUCCAAAGAGAGAAAAACACGCUACGCGGGCGAGCUCGAGAGGAAAGUGCAGACUUUGCAGAAUGAAGCAACCACGCUAUCGGCUCAAAUUACAGUGUUGCAGAGAGAUACUAAUGGCUUGACUUCCGAGAACAAGGAACUGAAGCUCAAGUUACAGGCCAUGGAGCAGCAAGCACACCUUAGAGAGGCUUUAAAUGAGGCAUUGAAGAACGAACUUCAGUGGCUUAAGGUUGCGGCUGGCCAAGCUCCAGGCGGUCCGAAUGGAAAUAUGGGCCCUGCUGGCCCUGCUCGUCUAGGCGGUCCCAAUGGACACACGGGCCCGAUUUCCCAGUUUCCUCCUUCGGCUCAUUUCCUUGCAAACCAACAUCAGCGGCAGCAGUUUCAAAUACCCAAUUCCACCCUUAACAACCCUAGUCCCGGCAGGCAGGCCCGACUUAGUUCACAGGAUUUUAAUCGGAAGGCUUAA
Messenger RNA from Striga hermonthica, 1011 nucleotides. The record is from the annotation of a GenBank genome assembly. Lineage: Eukaryota; Viridiplantae; Streptophyta; Magnoliopsida; Lamiales; Orobanchaceae.